AUGCAACAGAAUAACAAAGAACAUAUUCAUCUCGACGGCGAUACGCGUUUAUUCCGAGUCGACGAUGAUUUCGUGCAUUUUUCCGAUAAAAUGUAAUUAAUGUGUGUGCUUAUCGUGACGGGACGAAACGACGGAAUAGCGGAACGGGACACGAGGAACGCGAAACGCGUAAAGGAACAUGUAUCCAUCCGGUCCGUGUGAUUUUCCCCGCGCCCUCUCCCCUUAAUCACACGUCUGUCAAAUGGUCGUGAAUUCUCGGAAGAUGUGAGGCUUCGGAAAGCGGGCACGCAAAGGAAAUAGCGUUUCGAGUAUUCGCAUAAUGCUAUUGCAUCUAAAAUACAUCACGGCCGCCGAUGUUCCGAUAUAUUUACGGUAACGACGAGGAAGUAUUCGACGGGGAAAGGAGCGAAGCGAUCUUGGACGGUGUGCACAGCAAUGGCCACGAUAGACAGUGUUACGAUAGAAGACCUCCGGAUCGAGAUCGAGAGGCUCUCACGUGAAUUAGAUCUAGCGUCUACGGAAAAAAUACAAUCGGCUCAAUACGGUCUAGCUUUGCUCGAAGAAAAAUCGGCUUUGGAGCAAAGAUGCAACGAUCUCGAGGCCCUCUACGAAAACACGAAACACGAGUUGGAAAUCACGCAAGAGGCUUUAGCAAAGUUCCAGACAACUACAAAACUGACCACGAAAAGCGGCAUAGAACAGGAAGAAAGUCUUCUUAAUGAAAGUGCUGCACGAGAAACAUCUCUUCAAACGCAAAUUAUUGAAUUAGAGAAUGAAACCAAGCAGUUACGUCAUGAAUUGGAACGGGUGUUAUCCGAACGUGAUCAUGCAUUCCAAGAACGAGAAGAAGUGGGUAAAGACCACCAGCAAGCGGAGACAGAAAGGAAAUCUUUGCGUACUAUGCUACGCGAAUGUAGAUUUCGUGAAGCUAGACUUCUUCAAGAUUAUUCAGAAUUAGAAGAUGAGAAUAUUUCCUUGCAAAAGCAGGUGUCUGGAUUGAGAUCCAGUCAGGUAGAAUUUGAAGGUGCCAAACAUGAAAUAAGAAGAUUAACAGAGGAAGUGGAACUUUUAAAUAGUCAAGUGGAAGAGUUAACAAACUUGAAAAAGAUUGCUGAAAAACAAAUGGAAGAAGCACUUGAAUCUUUGCAAGCUGAACGUGAAGCAAAAUAUGCUCUUAAGAAAGAACUUGAUCAAAGAAUUAAUAGUGAAUCCAUUUAUAAUCUUAGUAAUCUUGCACUUUCAAUUAGAGGAAUUACAGAGGAUCAAACAAUAUGCAGUGAUGGAGAAGAUGAUUCUCCUGCAUUACGUAGAAUUGAGGCAGAUUUAAAAACUCAGGAACCAGGUACUUCAGCCACUGACAAGCAAGUUGAUUUGUUCUCUGAAAUCCAUCUCAAUGAGUUAAAAAAAUUAGAAAAGCAGUUAGAACUUGCAGAGUCAGAAAAAGCUCAUCUUACACAGAAUUUAAGGGAAUCACAAUAUGCUGUUGAGAAAAGUCAGAACGAAUUACAAUCUUUUGUUGCACGUAUAGUGCAAUUGGCAGCUCAUGUACAAUCUCUGCAUCACCUUCAUUCUAAAUUACCUGAAAAACAAACUGAAGAAGCUACACUGGAUAAAUUGAAUCAAGCCAUUAUGCAGUACCAUCAAUGGAGUACUAUGUCUGCACGUGAAGUGAAUCAACUUCAAAAAGAUUUAGCUGAAUUGGAAAAUGGUUUAACUAUAUCUGAUUCAACGCAACAGUUACGAACGGAAUUAACGAAUCUGAGAAAUAAGAUCCCCGAGUCAGAGAAGAGCCUUCGAGAAAAGCUUUUAGAUACAGAGCAAAGAAGUAUACAACUUGAAUCUGACAUUGCUAUUCUAUCGAAACUCGCAGUGGAAGCUGGCGGUUUCCUUGACUCCGCGCAGAAUGAUUUGCAAAAUAUUUCUGACGAGCUUGCUCAACUUUACCAUCACGUUUGCACAGUUAAUGGAGAAAUUCCAUCGCGCGUGGUUCUUGAUCACGAAAAGAUCGUUCCUGAAAAGGAAGAAGAGAAUGAGAAGAUAGAAUGGUGCAGAACUUUGUUCAAGACAGACAUUCAAAUUAAAGAUUUAGAAAGUUUGAGUAAAGCUAAAGAAAUAGCGAAACAUAUAGAAACUGCAAUGGAUCAAAUUAAACAUCUCAGAAGCGCUGUCGAACAUACAAUUGAACUUUCCAAGGUUAAAGGAAUACAGUCGAACGUUUGCAACGUGUGCGAAGGGUCUGUAAAUGAGAACAAGGCAGAAGUAGCAGACCUACAGGAACAAGCGAUUAGGUUGAAGGCCUUGUUAUCCGCUAAACGCGAGCAAGUUGCAACAUUAAGAACAGUGCUGAAAUCGAACAAGAAUACCGCAGAAGUAGCGCUUACAAACUUGAAGAGCAAAUAUGAGAACGAGAAGAUCAUUGUUAACGAAACCAUGUUGAAGUUAAGAAACGAACUUAGAAUGUUAAAAGAGAACGCUGCAACAUUCUCAAGUCUGCGUGCGAUGUUCGCCGCACGCUGCGAAGAAUACGUGACACAGGUCGAGGAACUCCAGCGGCAGCUGGCCGCGGCGGAAGACGACAGGAAAACGUUGAAUCAGCUUUUGCGGCUCGCCGUGCAACAGAAGCUCGGCCUGACCAUGAAACUGGAGGAAUUGGAGGUGGACCGAGAGUUACGGAAUACUCGACGGCACGCGGCGAGUGCAAACGGACGAGGUAGACCGCGAUUGUCGCAACAGACGAACCGUCCUCACUUAGGCAGAGAGUUCUUCUAGAAAAUGAUGAAGAUGUGGAGCAAAAUAUUCUGAGAGAGACGAGGAUAUUGAACUUUUCAAUUUUUUACUGCUCGCCGUCGAACCGUAUAUAGUCAUUGACAUAUAGUUGCUUUUCUCAAAGAUUAGGAAAUCAAAGAGUUCCAACAGUAUUGCGAGCUAUCCUUUUUCGAAUAUAUUUCACAUCGAUUAUUCGUAGACGCAUAGACAGAGUAGAAAUUGUAUAAAACCGUUCUUGUAAUACGUUACGAGAAUAUUUUUACAACAUUCGGGCAGAUCAAUGACCAUUUAACUCUAGAACUACCAAGGUGAAAUCUUUCGUGUUCUAUAUUAGAAGGGGCGACGAGGAGGAGGAGGAGGAGGAGAAGGGCGAUAAUGUUCACCAACAGUUUUUCAAACAGAAACGUUAGUUUGUAAUGGGCAUUUUUGGAUGUGCAAUAGUUAGCUUUAAGAAAUACGCAACAAUUUGUUGGAAACAUUUUUAAAGCCUUUGAUCGAUUCGAGAAGUUUUACAUUUAGACUAGGUUCUUGAUAAAUAAGAAUCGCAUUUCAGCGUAACAUUCUAUCCUUUUCGUGAGAACUGUGUUGUAUCGUAUCGUAGACACAUUAUGUUUUUAACAAUGACGGAAAUCUCGUUGAUGUAGCAACAUCAUUUCUAACAUUUUCUGACGUAUUCUGAAAGAUGACACGUUUUUGUCUCCUCCUCUCUUAUCCCUUUUUCCCAAAGUAGUGCUAGGGUUAACAGACGAAAAGACAAGAAAAGACCUGUUCUCCUCGUUUGUAAGGGACAACUUUUGUAAUGGAUUUAACGAGACGCGGAGCAGGACGUUUGGAAAACUUUGAAAUGUUCAUAUUUUCUUGCAACGAUGUUGCUCCAUAUCGUAGGGAUAUUUAGGAAGCUCUGCCUUCUGUUACCAAUGUUGUUAGUAGAGAUGCCUGAUGACAAGCGUAAUAACGUGUUUCUGUUGCUUUUGUUUUACGCGACCGGCACGGAACUCUGUGGAACGUUCUGUGCCCGAUGAAUGGAACGCAUUCGCAACCGAAUCGCGCAAACGAUUCUUGCGAAUGCGAGAACGCUUAAGCAUAUAUAUUUCGAUGAGUUGAUUUUCAAAUCGAUUCGCCUUUCUUUUUUCUUUUCUUCUUUUAUUUUAAAAGAAAGAGAGAUACGUUAAUUGUAUAUGUGUUUAUUUCUUAUAUUUCAGCCGAUGAUAUAUACGUUUUUUAGUCGGAUUUUAUAUUUAUCUAGUACGAUGUUGUUUAUCAGUUUGUAACCGCGUAGAAAAUAUUCAUGCAUGAAUGGCUCGUAUGAUUAUAAUACUUGUUAGAUCGAGUCACGGAUAACUUCCAUUCUGUACCUUUCGAGUUCGUUAUUCUUAUCCAACGCGACCGAGUCCUCUGUUAUCACGAACAGACCGCAGAUGUUCGUGCAGUUUCACACUUAAGUGGAUCGACUUGUCAUUGUGUUUCGUGCGGCUGUAUUCGUCGAGAGAUGCAUAAAAUCGGCAGUCUACUUACGGAUUAAUAAUUAACCGUUUAUUCGUUGGUCGACGAAUACGCCGCCCGCGAUGGAAGUUGUUCGCGACUCGGACGAGUACAUGAGACAAAUGCAAGUUCUUUCGUAUUAAUGGGGGUGCAUGACGAAAACAGGAAAAAAAAAGAAAAUGAACGUAUACUGUUUUUUAGGUAGACGAACAAGAAAAACAAGAAUUUUACAUUGCAUACCAUAGAGACAAUAUUAUUGUGCGCGACAAGUAGCGUUUAUAAUCAAAGUAGAACGGAGAGUACACCGUAGACGUGUAGAGUCGAAGGGAAAAAAAAA
This is a messenger RNA of Nomia melanderi (Alkali bee), 4585 nucleotides long. RefSeq names its product Microtubule-associated protein Bicaudal D (gene BicD). Gene Ontology annotation, molecular function: dynein complex binding; dynactin binding; cytoskeletal adaptor activity. Lineage: Eukaryota; Metazoa; Arthropoda; Insecta; Hymenoptera; Halictidae. Gene Ontology annotation, cellular component: Golgi apparatus; cytosol. Gene Ontology annotation, biological process: protein localization to organelle; regulation of microtubule cytoskeleton organization; microtubule anchoring at microtubule organizing center. The record is from RefSeq and is a predicted model, not a curated record.